UUUCAUUCGCGCUCUGUGCGUCGACUGAUAUGUCGUAUUUCGGGCUGUGACGUUCCGUUUGUCUAUGGGAGUGUUCGUUCGUAUUGAAUUUGUGGAAAUAAAAUUUGAUGUCCCGACAAAUAAGAGCAAGUAUUGUAAUUUUUGCAUGACAGUGAAUAAAGUAAUUGCUUGAAUAUGGCGUUGGAGGGUGUGAAGAGUGAAAAGUGCGAGGAAAACAACGGCAAUGUGCCAGACGGCAAGGCGAACGGGAUCGACAACAAGAGUAAACAGAUAGAUCCAAACACAGCAUUUUUGCGAGCAGCACGUGCCGGUCAGCUCGACACAGUAAUUGAGCUCCUCGAUUCGGGCGCUGUCAAAGACAUCAACACAUGUAAUACGAAUGGACUGAAUGCUCUUCAUCUAGCAGCGAAAGAUGGUCACAUAUCAGUGGUCGAGGAGCUGCUCAAACGGGGCGCCACCGUGGACGCUGCAACUAAAAAAGGCAACACAGCCCUACACAUAGCAUGUCUCGCGGGGCAGGAGGCGGUGGCGAAAGCCCUUCUCGGGGCCGGGGCGAAGGCCGACGCCCAAUCCGCAGCAGGCUUCACACCUCUCUACAUGGCUGCACAAGAGAAUCAUGCUGGAUGCGUCAAGAUGCUGCUUGCCGCUGGAGCCAGUCAAACUCUCGCUACAGAAGAUGGUUUCACGCCAUUAGCGGUGGCCAUGCAGCAAGGACACGACAGGGUAGUCGCGGAACUACUGGAAUCCGACACAAGGGGCAAGGUUCGAUUGCCGGCGUUACACAUCGCGGCCAAGAAAAAUGACGUGAAAGCGGCAACUCUGCUGUUAGAGAACGAGCACAACCCGGACGCGUGCUCCAAGUCGGGGUUCACGCCGCUGCACAUCGCGGCGCACUACGGGAACGCGGGCGUGGCGCGCGCGCUGCUGGCCGCCGGCGCGGACCCCGCGCGCGCCGCCAAGCACGCCAUCACGCCGCUGCACGUGGCCAGCAAGUGGGGCCAGCUCGCCAUGCUCGACCUGCUGCUCGAACACGGCGCGAAUAUAGCAGCAGUGACCCGCGACGGUCUGACCCCGCUACAUUGCGCGGCGCGAUCCGGACACAGCAAUGUAGUGUCGCGGCUGCUGCAACACGGUGCGCCGAUCACCAGCAAGACUAAGAAUGGACUGACUCCUCUCCACAUGUCCGUGCAAGGCGAACACGUGGAGACGGCCAAAGUACUCCUGACAGAGGGCGCGCCCAUCGAUGACGUCACAGUCGAUUACCUCACCGCACUGCAUGUCGCGGCUCAUUGUGGACACGUCAAGGUGGCUAAACUGUUGUUAGAUAGAAACGCGGAUGCGAACGCACGAGCGCUGAACGGGUUCACGCCCCUCCACAUCGCUUGCAAAAAGAACAGACUCAAAGUCGUCGAGUUGCUUCUUAAAUAUGGCGCCAGUAAAUCGGCGACCACCGAGUCGGGCCUGACGCCUCUCCACGUGGCGUCGUUCAUGGGCUGCAUGAACAUAGCGCUGGUGCUCAUAGGGGCGGGCGCGGACGCCGACGCCGCCACGGCCCGCGGGGAGACGCCGCUGCACCUGGCCGCCAGGGCGCACCAGACCGACCUGGUCCGGGUGCUCCUCAGGAAUAACGCUAAGGUGGACGCGCGCGCCCGCGAGGAGCAGAGCCCGCUGCACGUGGCGGCGCGGCUGGGGCACGCCGACAUCGCGGCGCUGCUGCUGCAGCACGGCGCCGACGUGGCCGCCACCACCAAGGAUCGGUACACGCCGCUGCACAUCGCCGCCAAAGAAGGCAAAGAAGAAGUAGCGGCUAUACUCCUGGACAACAACGCGCCCAUAGAAGCGGAGACGCGCAAAGGGUUCACGCCGCUCCACCUGGCGGCCAAGUACGGAGACAUCGGCGUGGCGCGGCUGCUGCUGGCCCGCGGGGCGCAGCCCGACGCGCCCGGCAAGAGCCACAUCACCCCCCUGCACAUGGCCACCUACUACGGACACCCCGACAUCGCCUUGCUGCUGUUAGAUAAAGGCGCAUCUCCGCAUUCGUUAGCCAAAAACGGUCACUCGGCUCUGCACAUCGCCUGUCGGCACAACCACCCCGAUAUCGCCUUUGCACUUCUUGAACACGAUGCCGAUCCCGGGGUAAAAUCGAAAGCCGGGUUCACACCUCUACACAUGGCGGCACAAGAGGGACACGAGGACUGCGUCGAGAUGCUCAUCGAGAGAGGAGCUGACGUUAAUGUACCUGCAAAUAAUGGUCUGACUCCGGUGCACCUGGCUGCGUCGGAGGGUCGCACGGGCGUGCUGAAGGCGCUGCUGGCGGCGGGCGGGCAGUGCUCCGCCAAGACGCGCGACGGGUACACGCCGCUGCACGCCGCCGCGCACCACGGUCACCACGCCGCCGCCAGGACGCUCAUCGAUGCCGACGCUGACGUCACAGCUAAAGCCGCGCACGGGUUCACGCCGCUGCACCAGGCCGCGCAACAAGGACACACGCUUAUUAUACAGCUGCUGUUGAAACACAACGCCGACCCCAACGCACUGUCAGCCAACGGUCAGACGCCGUGUGCCAUCGCGGACCGGCUGGGUUACAUCAGCGCGGUGGAGGCGCUGCGCCCCGUCACCGAGAACACGCUCAGUCAGGCCGUCGGGGACACCGGUGGCCUUGAGGGUAAAUACCGCGUGGCAGCACCUGAGCUCAUGCAGGACACGUUCAUGAGCGACUCGGAAGACGAAGGAGGCGAAGUCGAGUGUCCUAUUCAACAGCAACAGCAGUACCGCUACAUGAACAGCGAAGUCGGCACGCUGCACCGGGCGAAACCGCUCGAGGACACGGUCACCGACGGACACCUGUGGCCGAGCAAUAAUGACAAAAAAGUCGCCACGAUGGAACGACAACCAGUCGAUAUUGGGUUUUUGGUGUCCUUUGUUGUUGACGCCCGCGGCGGGGCCAUGAAAGCGAAGCGCCGCGGCGGAGUCCGGAUCAUCGUACCGCCGGCGGCUUGUGCGGCACCAACCAGAGUCACGUGCAGAGCUGCCACCAGACGCGCCCCGGCCGCCGCCCCGCCUCCGCUGAUGGAGGGCGAAGCUCUGGCCUCCAGAUUACUGGAGUUACAACCAGCUGGAGCCAAGUUCUUAGCGCCGGUUAUAAUCGAAGUGCCCAUCUUCACGUCCGCGUGCCGCGACCGCGAGAUCGUCAUCCUGCGUUCAGACACGGGAGAGACGUGGCAAGACCACUACCUGCACAACAAUGACAAUCCUAUGAUACAGGAGGCACUGGAACGCGAGCGCCAGGAGUAUGGCAACAACGGCGAGGCGCUGGGCGAGCGCGGGGAGCGCGUCACGCGCAUCGUCACGUGCGACUUCCCGCACUACCUGGCGUGCGUGUCGCGCGUCCGCCAGGAGGUGCACGUGGUGGGGCCCGAGGGCGGCACCGUCUCCAGCUCGCACAUACCGCAGGUGCAGGCGCUGUUCCCGCCCGCGGCGCUGACGAAGCGCAUCCGCGUGGGCGUGCAGGCGCAGGGCGCGGACGCGGCGCAGCGGGCGCGCGUGCUGCCGCGGCGCGGCGCCGUGUCCGCCGUCGUCACCGUGGAGCCGCGCCGCCGGAAGUUCCACCGCGCCAUCACGCUCACCGUGCCGCUGCCGCAGCCGCAGGAUGGGCAUGAGAAGCCGUCGACCUCCAACUUGCGGCUGCUGUGCUCCAUCAUGGGCGGGCAGGCGCGCGCCGUGUGGGAGGACGUCACCGGCUCCACGCCGCUCACCAUCACCGACGACUGCGCCUCCUUCACCACCACCGUCUCCGCCAGAUUUUGGUUGAUGAACUGCCAGAACGUGAACGACGCUACCAAACUCGCCACUGACUUAUACAGGGAAAUGUUGUUGGUGCCAUUUGACGUUCGCAUCGUGGUGCUCGGCAAGCGGCUGGACCCACUCGAGGGCCGCCUCCUCGUCAUGACCAUCACGGACAGAUACGCCUAUGAAACCUUACUGCAGCAGGAGCACUACACGGAGGUGGCCCACUCCACCAGCGUCCGGCUGCUCGACGGGAAGGAAGUGUACCUGGAGUUCUCCGGGAACCUGGUCCCCGUCACCAAGUCGGGAACUCAGCCCAUGCUGACCUUCGAGGCUUUCAAAGAUAACAGAGCAGAAUUCACGGUGCGCGUCAAACAUCGCGAGGAAAAUCCAUCCGGCAGGAUCUAUUUCAUGAAUGAACCCAAGGUGCCGAAGGGUGAGCAGUCGCAGGCGCCGGCGUGCGUGCUGGACGUGGAGCUCCCGGAGCGCGUGGCGCCCAGAGCCAAGAGCCAGCUCGACUACCUCAACCUGGACCAAUCCGGCUUCGACGCGCUGAAGGAUGAGCUCAGUUUCCACUGGGGCGAGCACAACCACAGCACCGGGCCAGGGUCCUCGCCCUGUGCGCGAGACAAGCAACUCAACGGCCACGACUUAAUUAUUACUAACGGCAAUAUCAAAUACACGAAAGAUGAAGACAUUAUCGAUCCAAAACCACAACUUAACGGCGGAACCUUACAUGUUGACUCCAACAAAGUAAAAGCCACUUUUGAUUCCGACGAGGACAAAACUCCACAGAACACUCUCGAGAAAGGCAAGAAGAAACCUGAAACUAGCUUCCUUGGCGGCUUGGCUGACAAAGUGAAGAACGUGUUCAGUCACAGCGAAGAAAAGGACGAUGAAGAUAAGGAAUCCUCACCGAAACCUCAACCAAAACCUCGCGAGCCCAAAGACAAAAGCCCACCGAAGCCAGCACCCAGAAUCAUAAACGAGGAGCUACUCGGCAAAGUCGAUGAUAUGUUCAAAGACUUACAGAAGAAGCCGCAACAGAAAGAUGACGAAGACCUCACCGAUCACGUCUAUACUACUAAACUAGUAGUCGACGAAGAUGAGAAGCCACCUCUUCAGGAUAUCCAAGAAGAUUUGUACGAACAAUACGCUAAUAUGCAACCUGUUGACACUCCUGUGCAGUACAAAAAGACAGACCCGUUCCAGUUCUAUGUAGGCUGCUGCGAGGGAAGGUUCAAGAAGGGACAAAAACAUCGGCACGAUGAAACCUCCAAUGUGGUCGAUAGAAUCGAGCAAGUUAAUUUCGCAAAACAUGAGAUCAACAACGAACUGGCAGAAGGUCUUGAUAAAUUGGAAAAAGAACAAGAUAAUAUUAAGCAAAAAGUUGGCGACGCAGUUAACGACCAAAUAGGGAAACUUGAUCAUAUCAAAGAUAAUUUGGAACAAAAAGGAGAAGAAUUGAAAACUAGCGCCCAAGAUAAGAUAGAAGAAGUGGAAGAUUCCGCGAAGAAUAAAUUGCACCAGGUUACAGAUGCAGGCAAUAAAAUCAAAGAUGAUAUUAGUACUAAAGUAACUGACGUUAAAGACAAUUUAGUGGAAGAGGCUAAAGACGCGAAGGAAGCUGCGAAAAACGCCAUAAACAGUUUUACAUUACCUGCAGGGAUUGUAAAAGAUAAAGCUAAAAUGAAGGAACUGGCUAUAGAUUUUCUGGCUAGAGAGCAGGCUGAAGAGCAUAGAGUUCGAGAAAUGGAAAUAGCCAAAGAAGCAGAAAAGAAAUUAAAAGAAGCCUCUAAUGAUCUGAUACACAAGAAGAAUGAAGCUGAGAGUGAUAUCAAAAUCGAAGUUAAGAAAACAGCAGCUGCAGUCGUUGAUACUGUCCACGAUCUGCAGGAUGAUCUGUGUAACAAAGCCAUUGAUACUAAAGAAAAUGUUAAAGAAACAGUUGAAAAAGUGAAGGAUGCGACUAAAGGAAAACUUCAAUCUUUGGGCGACUCAUUUGAAGGCGCAAAAGAAAAAGGUAAAAAGGCCACAGAAGAUCUUAAAGCUGAUGCAAAGGCAGCUAAAGAAGAUAUUAAAAAAGAAGGUAAAAAGAAAUCUAAACAAGGAAAGAACUUCUUUACUGGGCUUGUGCAUAACAUUUUUGGGGAAAAGGAGAAAAUUGAAGACGAAAUUAAAGGAAAAAUCUCGGAAGGAAAGGAUUCCGCAAACGAUUUAUUAAACCAAGCUACUGCUAAAAAAGAUGAACUCUCUGAAGAUAUUGCCAAAAAACAACAUGAAGUCACUGAAGAUGCUAAAUCUGUUGUUAAAGGUGCUCAGGACAAAACUGCUGAAGCAGCUAAAGCAUUGAAGGACACGAAAGAUUCUGUUGAAAAAUCACUUCACGAUGAAACCGACAAAGCUAAAAAAGCUGCCGAAGAAGCCAUUCGCGAAACUGAAUCCACUGUUAAGGACAAAACUAAUGAAAUCCAGACUGUCGUAGUAGACAAAACGAAAGAAACCAAGAAUGCCAUUCAGGACAAAGUCACAAAAACGAAAGAUGCCGUAAACAAUAAAACUGAACAGAUUAAAGGUGCCAUUGAUGAUGCUAAAGACGCUGCUUUCGCGAAAGCCUCGGAAGCUAAAAGUGCAAUUGACGACAAGGCCAAUGAAACCAUAAAUACUAUCGAACACAAAACAAAUGAUGUUAAAUCUGCCGCAGCGGACAAAGCGGAUGAACUGAAAGAAACCGCGCAAUCCAUUGCGGCUGAUGCUAAAGAUGCCGCACACGGUGCUAUGCGUCAAAUACAAGACGGGGCUAACUCUGCUAAAACUAGCAUAGAAGAUAGAACUAGUGAAAUUAAAGGUGCUGUAGAAUCCAAGGUCAAUGAAAUUCACAAUAAAGGAAGCGAACUCACCGACGCGGUAUGUGAAAAGACAAGCGACAUUAAAAACACAGCCGUCGCUAAAAGCGUAGCGUUUAAAGAUACAGUCUAUGACGCUGCAGGUGAAGUAAAAGAAGCCGUCCACGAUAAAGCAGGGGACAUCAAAAAUACUAUACAGGAAAAAGCAAACGAAUCUAUUCUAGCCGUGAAAGAUACAACCCAGGCAGUAGGCACUGCAGUAGUCAAUAAGAAAGACGAAAUACAACAAGGCAUUCGUGACCAAGCGAACAAAGCGACCGGCGCUACACAGAGCGAGCUGGACCAAAUAAGACGGGAAGCUGAAAAAACGACAGACGAGAUAAAGAAGUCUGCCGAAGACACGUUAAACGCCGCCGCAAAUAAACGAGCUGAAUUCCAAACUAACGUCAGACGUCAAGUCAACGACAUCUCCGACGCGGGCAGAGACGAGUUGGAGAACUUGCAACAGUCAUCCAAACAGGCGCUCGGUCGCGUGCAAGAUUCAGCCUUAAGCACUUUCGAUAAGGUCGAAAGUUCAACUAAGGAUAAGAUGAACGAAGCGACAGACACAUGGGAAAACUUGCAGAGUUCCACUCGUGAUACGUUUGCUGAUAUCCGGGACAGCGUAGGCAGCUCAACACAGGACACCCUGCGCAGCUUCCAAAGCUCGGCUGGAGAUACCUUCGACAGUCUCGAUGAUUCCGUUAAAGAAGUCUUCGGAGGAGCUCAGUCAGCCGCUUCCAACGUCCGACAAGGCUCUGAAGAGCUGUUCGGAAACGUAAAGGAAUCUUUUGAAGGCUUCCAAGUAUCCGCCGACAAUAAACUUGAAGAUGUAAAGGGUCUAGCUAAAAAUAGGCUAGAAGAGGCGGGCGAGAGGCUCGGCGAGGUUGGGGAGGAGGUGAAGGGGGAUGUGAAACAGACAGAACAAGCCGUGGCGGACUCGUUGACCAAGGAAGCUGAUAGUUUCACGAGCAGUCUCAACAAUCUGGGAAAUUCCGUCUUUGGUUCCUCCGGAAAAGGAUUCAUGAAAGAUUCGAGCACAAAACUACUGGAGUCUGAGAAAGCGCAGUCAUCACAACACAAGAAGAGUUCCGGGUAAGUACCGCCUCCGGUGACUCCCCAUACAAACCCUUAGAGCAUACAUAAGCAAGCUUACUUAUGUAUACUCUAAGUACAAACCACAGUAAUAACUUCUGCCGAGGCAGAUCGGAGUGACACUUUCGUAAUUAAAUUCCGGUUUGAAAACAAAGGCAAUUUGUUAACUUGCUACAAAUUGUCCACUAUUAUUUCCAUAUUAUAUAUACCCAUAGAAAAUAUAUCAAUAAAAGUGUAAUCGAUCAGCGUCAGUAGACAAAUCACGACGGUGUUGUGAAUAUCACAUUAAUGGUAUGCCAUAAACAUGUAUACAAUUGUAAAUAAUAGCACGAGAGCACCGGGUCCUAUUGCGGUGCCGACAGAUCGAGAUCGGACGAGAUAUACAAUAAUAUUUGCAAACUUAACUUCACAUUAUCACAUCAUUAUUGAAAUUGUGAAACAUUUACAAGCUUAGUCGUUUUUUUUAGUAUCACUAUAUUAUUAUCUUGAUGAUAAUAUAAUAUAUAGGUGCUAGGCUGUUUGGUUUAAGUGACAUUUAUCUUUGUAAUUAAAAGUGCAUUUUAUUUAGUAUUAAGCAUCAACAGUUCGAUGUUUUUAAUUAAACCACAUUCGCUUACUCCAUUCAAACAGCUGAAAAAGUUAUUUUUGUUAUGAUUUUUUUUUUCAAAUUUUAAACUUUAAAUGGCACUACUCUAGUGUAAGUGUAGUUUUUACUGGUGGUAGGACAUCUUGUGAGUCCGCACGGGUAGAUACCACCACCCCGCCUAUUUCUGCCGUAAAGCGUUUCGGUUUGAAAGGUGGGGCAGCCGUUGUAACUAUACUGAGACCUUAGAACAUCUCAAGGUGGGUGGCACAUUUACGUUGUAGAUGUCUAUGGGCUCCAGUAACCACUUAACACCAGGCUGUGAGCUCGUCCACACAUCUAAGCAAUAAAAAAAAGUUGCAAAAAUGUCGCUUUAACCAAACACCCUUUCCUUCCUUGGUAUAUAUAGAAAUGUUUCACAUUUUCAUUAUGUUCACGGAUAAUGCACUAACAUCACCCGCACCAUUGCAGAAUACCGAAGCUAAAGCGGAAGAAAUAAUUCUCAGCGAACGAACGUCGAACGCAGAAAAACAAUGUACCAUAUAGUUUUUUAGUUUUACUAUUUAUUAACGUUGUUGCUAUUUACGAAACGAUCCGAUUGUUUACAACUGUGAAAACAAAAACUGAACUCGAGGGUCGUGCACGAGGCAGUCGCGUAUCGAUUUAAUCGAAUAAAUAAACAAAUCGAUUUCAUUAAAAGUCGCGUAUCGAUUUAAUCGAAUAAAUAAACAAAUCGAUUACAUUAAAAGUCGCGUAUCGAUUUAAUCGAAUAAAUAAACAAAUCGAUUACAUUAAAAACGUCUCGAUUAAAUUACGAAUGAUAAAACAACCCUCGAGAUACAAUUUAGUGAUCUCGUAAUGUUUAUAUAAGGAGAGAAUCGAAUUCAAAUAUUUAAUUACACAUUUCUUUUUAUUUAAUUUUGAAACGAUCGUUUUGUUUGCGAUACAAUGUAAAUGUUGAAUCUAUGUUCCAGUGGAUCUUAUAAGAUUUAUUAUGUCUAUAAGAAACAAUUACAUAUUAGUGAGUUUGUCGUACGCUAAGUACUAUUAAGUACAAAAACGAGUAUUUACGCGUCAAAUAUUUUAAUUCUUGACUAAUAUUUAACUAGAUUUCUUAGAAAUCUUUUUUUUUUCUAUUCGAUGUUAUUUGAAGUUUUCUUUUUUAAAUUUUAAAUCAGCGAGAUUUUAUAUACAUUGUUAUAAUUUAUACGAGAUAUUUUAACGAAGUUAAUUAUUUGUCUUUAAUCUUGCCUCGUAAAGAUGAUUGUGUAUAAUUCAAUUCUCAUAGAAUUUAACGAGAUGUUAAUUAAAAAUCAAACAAAAGCAUUUUGACAUUUACGAAAAAUAUAUAUUAAUCGAUAUUAUUACUAUUUUUUACGUAAUCGAUGUUUAUAAUUUGCUUGGAAUAGUUUAGGCUAAAGCUGUUUGGAAUUUUAAAUGUCUUAUCACAUAGAUCUGCUAGCAUAUUUAUUGUACCUUAUAAUCGAAUGCGAAUAUAUUUUAUUUGAUUGCUUGAUUCUUGAUUCAUGUCACAAAGGCGGCAAACUCUUUAUAGAUCGUUGAGAAGCAUUUCCGAUUCACAUUAAACUAAUUUACUUUAGAGAUGUGCAAUCAUAACAUCGAUUAAAAGUAUCGAUACAAAAAAAAAAGUUGAUUAGUUUAAUGUGAACUACUGAUAUAUAAAUAAAUAUAUUUUAUUUAACACGGCGCUUUGUUGCUUGUGAAGUCUCUCUGUAAGUUAUCAAAUGUAAGAUAUUAUAUGAGAAAGUUCUCGAAA
Messenger RNA from Bombyx mori (domestic silkworm), 10126 nucleotides. RefSeq names its product ankyrin-3. Gene Ontology annotation, cellular component: extracellular region. NCBI's taxonomy places the organism in Eukaryota, Metazoa, Arthropoda, Insecta, Lepidoptera, Bombycidae. Gene Ontology annotation, molecular function: lipid binding; protein binding. The record is from RefSeq and is a predicted model, not a curated record. Gene Ontology annotation, biological process: lipoprotein metabolic process; lipid transport. Bases 175 to 7770 code for a protein of 2531 amino acids. The transcript is spliced from 35 exons.